CAUCCUCUCUCAUCCCUAUGUCUAGGAACAGAGGAAAGAAAGGGAACGGGACACUUUUGUCUCCUUUUGCCUCUUCCAACCAUUGCUACUCUGAUUUUCAAUUAUCCUCCCUUUUUUUUUUUUUGACACUCCCAGUAUGUUGCCCAAACCUCCUUUGCCUGACCACUGAGUAGGUUUACUGCUGAUUUACCCAAAUGAGAGCUUCGGUAUCUCCCUCCCAUGCCUUUCAUCCACUCCAAGGCCCAUCGACCCACAGGGAUGAUCCAUGAAGCACUGCAGUCUCACAAUCUUGUGACUUUAUCAACUUCAGGGACAUGUCACCUCUGCUCCACUUCAGACAUGCACAACAACAGCCACAUCUUGGAUGACAAAGCCAACUUUGGAAUAGCUGCAUCUUUGAAAUGUGAUUAUGAUGACACCUCUUCUGCAGGAUUGAGGGAGUUGAACUUGUCAAAUUAGUGUCUACAGUGAUAUGUAUGAAGCAAAGGGAAGAAGAAUUCUUACUAACUAUCAGACCUUUUGCAAACAGGAUGCAGAAAUCCCCUUGCUACAUUCCCAUUGUGAGCAGUGCCACCCUGUGGGAUAGAAGCACACCCCAUGCAAAGAACAUCCCUUGUUAUGAAAGAACUUCAGUGACCUGCUCCAGAUUCAUUAAUCACAUGAAGAAUUUCUCUGAAUCUCCUAAAUUUCGUAGUCUACACUGUCUAAAUUUUCCAGUGUUUCCAGAAAGGACUCAAAGUUCAGUGGCGUGUAAAAGACUACUUUGUACUUGCCAGUACAUAGUCCCCAGGUCUUCUGUAAGCACAGUUUCUUUGGAUGAAAAAAGCUGUGAAGAAGCCCGUUCCCCUCCAGCACCAUCUGGUAAAACUGAUGAGACCCCAUUGAUUUUCACUGCCAGUGGAGAAACUGAGGAGAGAGCCAGAGGAGCACCCAAGCAGGCUUGGAACAGUUCAUUUUUGGAACAACUGGUACAAAAGCCUAGUUGGGCACACUCAGUAAAUCCUGUUCACCUGGAGGCUCAGGGCAUACACAUCAAUAGACACACAAGACCUAAGGCCCAGCCCUUGAGCAAUCCCAAGAAAAAUUCUGGUUCCACCGCCAGACCUUUCACUGCCAUUGGCCUCUGCAGGAGGAGCCAGACCCCCUGCGCCCUGCAGAGCGCCGGCCCGAGUAACGCAGAGCUGGAGACGAAGAAGAGGAUGGCAGCCCCAGCAGGCUCUCAGGCACACCCCGACAUCCAAAGCAGACUCCUGGGCGCAUCCGGAAAUCCCGUCGGAAGAGGCGCGGUUGCCAUGGCGCCGGAGAUGCUCCCCAAGCAUCCUCAUCCCCCGCGGGACAGGAGGCCUCGGGCGGACACCUCCCUCCAUGGCAAUCUGGCAGGAGCGCCCCUUCCUCUGCUGGCCGGUGCUUCCACCCAUUUCCCCUCCAAGAGGUUAAUAAAGGUUUGCUCCUCAGCACCCCCCCGCCCAACCCGGCGGUUCCAUACGGUUUGUUCACAGGCCCUUUCUAGGCCGGUGGUGAAUGCUCACUUACAUUGACCGCUGCGAGGGAAUUGUUCGGCGAGUGCUGCCCAUCUUCAAAUCAAUGCCUGCUCAGAACAACAGAAAGGGCCUCAGAUGUACUGGUUUCCACAGAACCAUUGUUAGGCUUUUGUGAAGCAUUUUUGAACCUAAUAAAUAAUGUCAAAAGUC
Messenger RNA from Cercocebus atys (sooty mangabey), 1691 nucleotides. RefSeq names its product chromosome unknown open reading frame, human C12orf42 (gene CUNH12orf42). The transcript is spliced from 6 exons. Bases 477 to 1538 code for a protein of 353 amino acids. The record is from RefSeq and is a predicted model, not a curated record. Lineage: Eukaryota; Metazoa; Chordata; Mammalia; Primates; Cercopithecidae.